Messenger RNA from Clonostachys byssicola, 336 nucleotides. The record is from the annotation of a GenBank genome assembly. Lineage: Eukaryota; Fungi; Ascomycota; Sordariomycetes; Hypocreales; Bionectriaceae.
AUGGACGAUAUCUUCACUCAGAACAGGCCACUCAUUAAGCGCUUGUAUCAGGAGGAAAGAAAAUCGUUGAAGCAGUUGAAGGAAAUUUUAGAGAGUGAACACAAGUUCCCAGAAUCAUCGCUCGCAUUCUAUGAGACAAAGCUGAGAGAUCUCCUGGGAGUUCGAAAGAAGUUCAAAAGAGAAGACUGGCCAGUUAUUUAUCAACACCAUCUGAACAGCAAUAAAAAGAAUACUGCGCUAUAUUUGGAUGGAGUGAAGUUCCCGUGGAGGAAAGCCUGGAAAGAAAUCAGACGGUCUGGCGCAAGGGAGGCGACCAUUGGUGAGUACAUGGACUGA